Dendrobium catenatum is the source of this 521-nucleotide messenger RNA. RefSeq lists its product as uncharacterized. NCBI's taxonomy places the organism in Eukaryota, Viridiplantae, Streptophyta, Magnoliopsida, Asparagales, Orchidaceae. The transcript has a single exon. The annotation marks the transcript as partial. The record is from RefSeq and is a predicted model, not a curated record.
AUGGAUAAUCCGGAAUCAAGUGUACCAAAUGAGAAACACAAUGCAGCUCCAGUACCUUCAGAAAGUAUGAUGCAAUUGGCUACUGCUAUAGCACAGGUGAUGGGGGAUGCACAGAGUAAGAUGAGUGGAAGUAAAGAAGAAGAAGCAUAUAAGCAUUUGCAGAUGAUUCAUAAGUUGAAGCCUCCGUUGUUCAAAGGAGCUAUGGGACCCCAGGCUGCUGAAGAUUGGAUAAUGAGUGUAGAAAAGAUCUUUGACGGCAUACAGUGUCCGGGAAAUCGAAAGGUAUCUUUGGUUGUGUUUCUGUUUGAGGGAGAAGCAGGGAGAUGGUGGAUUGGACAACAGAGAGAGAAAUUCCAGGGAAAGACAAAUGCUGAGAUCACCUGGGAUGAGUUCACUACAGUGUUUCGGAUGUGGUUUAUACCUCCGUCAACUCAACGAAAAAUGCAGGAAGCUUUUAUGAGAUUGGAACAAGGACGCAGGACAGUGAUGCAGUACGAGGUCGAGUUUACUACAUUUGCGAG